This is a messenger RNA of Dentiscutata heterogama, 579 nucleotides long. The record is from the annotation of a GenBank genome assembly. Lineage: Eukaryota; Fungi; Glomeromycota; Glomeromycetes; Diversisporales; Gigasporaceae.
UUGUAUUAUGAAAAGAACUUGGGCACAAUGGACUAAUUUAGAUAGAAAUUUAUUACUAAAAGACGUAGUUGGUCCAUGGGAAUUUGGUGAAUAUAGAUAUCUGGCACAAUCCAGAGAUCAAUCUGAUUUUGAGGGUGGUGCUGGCAAAUCAAAUCUUGUUCAAAAAUUAUUUCAUUCAGAAAUAUAUAAUAAGAAAAAGAAACAAUGCUCAGGAUCUAAUUGUUCAGAAUCUGAUUUUUGUGAAAUGAUUUGGGAUCUCGAAUAUGGCAAAUGCGAGUAUACUACUAAAGAAUUUAAAAAAAUUGUCCAAGAACUUAACAAAGAUAAACCAGGAGAAGUUAUAAUCAAAAAUAAUCAAGUUUAUUGGCGUAGAUUUUUCUCUGAAUUUAAAAAACAUUAUUUACGAGAUUAUCUGCAUUGCAAAGAAUUAUUUGAUUAUAAACAACAAAUAUGUGCUUCAGAUUCAGAUUUAUUACAAUUAAAAGAUCAACAUUUUGAAAUUGACAAUAAUAUAAAAAAGGAAUUAUCUAAACCUGAUUUUGAUGACAGUGAAUAUACUUCUCAACAAAAAAAAAGAAA